AGUUUUUCCCCGACUAGUUUCUCUCUACCACUGCCAGUAUUUGUACUGUUCGCUAUGCGUUUCUCCCUCACUGUCUUUUCUGCUUUGUUCGUCACGGCAUGGGGUUCUAUGCUCCUGGGUCGUCAAACCUCUUUGCCUGAUUGCGCUCUCCCUUGCAUUACCAAUGUUGACUACGGUAGCUGCUCCCCGUCCGACAACGCCUGUCUGUGCAAGAGCGAGACGUACGUCAAUACUACCACGACGUGUAUCGAGAGCAGUUGUACCGGCAGCGACCUCACCACUGCUAUCGCAACCGCGCAAGCCCUUUGCGCUGAAGUUGGAGUAACCUUCAGUUCGACAAGUCUUCCUACCGGAUCUGCUACCCGCUCUGGCUCUGGUUCAAGUGGUUCUGUGGCGGCUUCGACCACUGCUUCGAGGAGUGCUGAGGCUUCAUCUACUUCAGCGGCGAGUAGCCAGACCGGUGGGGCACUGGGCCUAAAUAGCGCUCAAGCACUGGUCGGUAUCGCCGGCGCUGGCGUUCUGGCUCUUCUCUUUUAAGGAGAUGCAUUGAGGAGUUUUUAACAUUAUGGGGUUACAAAAUUAAGACUGGCUGCUUCCAUUAUAUCUAAGACCCUCGCUUUCGUCUUGCAUUCUGUAUCCAGUUAAUGUAUCUAUCUAUUGCUAUUAUACACUUCCCCUGCAUACGAACCAGCACA
Messenger RNA from Desarmillaria tabescens, 695 nucleotides. RefSeq lists its product as uncharacterized. The coding region runs from base 55 to 537 and encodes 160 amino acids. The record is from RefSeq and is a predicted model, not a curated record. NCBI's taxonomy places the organism in Eukaryota, Fungi, Basidiomycota, Agaricomycetes, Agaricales, Physalacriaceae. The transcript is spliced from 4 exons.